This is a messenger RNA of Strongyloides ratti, 798 nucleotides long. RefSeq names its product Astacin-like metalloendopeptidase. The coding region runs from base 1 to 798 and encodes 265 amino acids. Gene Ontology annotation, molecular function: metalloendopeptidase activity; zinc ion binding. The transcript has 2 exons. The record is from RefSeq and is a predicted model, not a curated record. Lineage: Eukaryota; Metazoa; Nematoda; Chromadorea; Rhabditida; Strongyloididae. Gene Ontology annotation, biological process: proteolysis.
AUGUACUCAACAAUAAGUUAUUUCAACAAAAAUUUAAUUUUAUUGUUAUUUAUUAUUUUUAUAAACGUUUAUUGUGAUUUUUUGACAAAUGAAGAUUUUUAUAAUGCUAGAUUUAUUUUGAAUGAUGUACCAUUGACACAACGAUUACAUGAUAUGAGAAUUCCUAAAACUAGAUUUAAAAGAGGAAGUGUAGUAAUUUAUGAUCAAGAUAAAUGGCCUGAUGGAAGAGUUCCAUAUCAAUUAUCAUCACAAUAUACCUUAAGACAACGUGCAGUUAUUGCUAAAGCUUUUAAUGCUUAUUAUACUAGAACAUGUAUAGAAUUUGUUCCCAGAAAUUCUACUGAUAUUGAUUAUGUUUAUAUAUCUAAAAAAGAUGGAUGUUAUGCUGAUUUUGCUAGAGUUGGAGGAAAACAAGAAGUUUCAUUGGCUGAUGAAUGUGUUGACUAUCCAACAGUCAUCCAUGAAUUAAUGCAUGUAAUUGGUUUUAUUCAUGAACAUCAAAGAAGUGAUAGAGAUGAAUAUAUUAAAGUUAUCUGGAAAAAUAUUAUUGAUGGUGCUAAUACAGAUUUUGAAAAAUUAAAUUCACUAGGAUUAAGUAAUUAUGGUGAAACAUAUGACUAUUUUUCUAUUAUGCAUUAUGAAAGUACUGAGGGUUCAAGAAAUGGUCAAAAUACACUUGAAUCAUUGAUACCUGCAUUUACCACAUUAAUGGGAAAAGCACUAGAUUUUACUGCUGGAGAUUUAAGAAGAGUAAAUAAAGCGUAUAGAUGUGAUGAUUCAAUUAGAUUUAGAAAAUGA